Messenger RNA from Acanthoscelides obtectus, 360 nucleotides. The record is from the annotation of a GenBank genome assembly. Lineage: Eukaryota; Metazoa; Arthropoda; Insecta; Coleoptera; Chrysomelidae.
AUGACACUUUUUCUAUCAAUAAAGAACACACACUCCCAAAGGCAAUACCUAGAAGGUGAACUGUCAAUUAAGAAAAUGUAUGAGCUAUAUGAAGAAUUUGUAGCAGAAAAGGGUUUAAGCCCUGUAAAAUUUCACAAAUACCGUGAAAUUUUCUGUACAGAGUUCAAUUACUCUUUUAUUAAGCCAGUAAAAGAUUUAUGUGAUCUUUGUGCCGAGGUAGAUUUAAAGAAAAAAGAAAAUAACCUUAGUGAUGAAAAGAGAUAUGAAUAUGAGAGACAUAUUAAAGAAAAGAACCUUAUGAGAGAAGAGAAGAAAGCAGACAAAGAAAGUGGCAUACCAAUUCUGAAUAUUUUGACCUAG